This is a messenger RNA of Mus caroli (Ryukyu mouse), 469 nucleotides long. Lineage: Eukaryota; Metazoa; Chordata; Mammalia; Rodentia; Muridae. The record is from RefSeq and is a predicted model, not a curated record.
AUGUUACUAGGUGUAGCCCUCGCAGUCGUCCGGUCCCGCGUCCCCAUCAACCCAGCACACCCGAGGGCUGCCUUCCCUCAGCAACCAGGACACGCGGCUGCGGUUGCUGGCAGCAGGGCGGUCGCGGCGGGAGCCGGCCCGCGCAGCCGCACUGAGGGCCGCGGUGGUCGCCACACCCGGCCCGUUAGCCGCCCGCCCGCCCGCCGCGAGUCCCCGCAUGCAGCCGCGUCCGCGCCCGGCGGGGGAGGGGCGGCCCGUGCGCGUCGGCUUUCCCAGCAUUCCCAGCGGCGCGGGGAAAGUUUACCGGACGUAGGCGGUGGCCGCAGCGGUAGCGGCUCCGGGCGGCGGACCAUGGCCCUGGUGGGCGGCCGCGGCCCUGUCCCAAGGCGGCCUCGGGCGGCGUCGUUGAGCCGGCUGACUUCCCGGGAGGAGCUGCCCUGCGACUGAGCGGCGGCGGGCGCGCUUAGCG